This is a messenger RNA of Aphis gossypii (cotton aphid), 1506 nucleotides long. RefSeq names its product serine/threonine-protein kinase S6KL (gene S6KL). Gene Ontology annotation, biological process: protein phosphorylation. Gene Ontology annotation, molecular function: protein serine/threonine kinase activity; ATP binding. Lineage: Eukaryota; Metazoa; Arthropoda; Insecta; Hemiptera; Aphididae. The record is from RefSeq and is a predicted model, not a curated record. The transcript is spliced from 9 exons. Bases 303 to 1322 code for a protein of 339 amino acids.
ACAUAUUUUAAUGUGUACGGGGUUGUUGAAUACUAACUACUAAUAAUAUAUAUUAUGUUUCAAUUUAAUUUCUAAAUAAUAUAUUGAUUAUCUUGUAUUAUUUAUAAUUUAAUUGAUUAAUUUCCAAUUAUAGUUAUACUGAAUAUCUACAUAUUAUUAUCAAUAAUUCUUUCUAUAUAAUAUUUAUUUCCCUACAUAGUUUUUUAUUUUAAUGAUUUUUACUUAUGUAACUAUAUAAGUUUAUUUGUAUACAAAUUUUAUUUAGAAAAUGUUUUACUUUUAACAUGAACUAAAAAAAAAAAAUGGAUUGCAGACCUUGGCCAAGAGAAUCAAAAAAGAAAUGGCAAGAUUCAACUAUUGAUCGAUUAAAAGCUAGUAAAACAAUAUGGCCUAUUCCUCAAAUAGAACAAGUUUUUUUGCCUGAUUUUAAAAUUAGAUCUCAGAUAAAUGAAUAUUCAUUUAAGAGCUUAGGAUUAAUUUGUAAUGGUGUGUUUGGAAAAGUUUACAAAGUUAAGAAAUUGAAUUCCAGCGGUGACUUAUAUGCUAUGAAAGUUUUGGAAAAAUCAUUGAUUGUAAACGAGAAUGGAGUACAACAAGUUAAAAAUGAAGUACAAAUUCAAUCAUUAUGUGGUCAUCACCCAUUUAUUGUGAAUUGUCCAUUUUUUUGGCAAAAUAGAAAUCAAUUGUUCAUUGUCAGUGAGUAUAUUGGAGGUGGCGAAUUAUUGAAACUAUUACAAAAAUAUGGACCACUACCUGAAGAAUUAUGUCGUGUAUAUUUUGCUGAAUUAGUUGUUAUAAUAGAUUUUUUACAUAAUGCUGGAGUUAUUUAUAGAGAUAUAAAACCAGAAAAUAUAUUAUUAGAUGAUAAUGGUCAUCUUCAAUUAAUUGAUUUUGGAUUAUCUAAAUGGCUUCCACAAGGCUGUCGUACAUCAACCAUCUGUGGAACUACUCAAUAUAUGGCUCCAGAAGUUUUACAAUCAGAACCAUAUUAUAGUCAUGCUGUAGAUUGGUGGUCCGCUGGAGUGCUCUUAUUUCAAAUGCUUACAAAUCAGUAUCUGCCAAAGUCACACGAUGAAAUCAAUAUCAUGUUGGAAAAUGUUAGUAAAGGUGCCACUGAUAUGGUAUUAAAGCUGUUAGAAACAAAUCAAAAAAAUCGGCUAAAAUCAUUUCAUCAAAUUAAAGUCCAGUCAUUUUUCCAUAAUUUCAAUUUCUCAGAUAUAACAUUAAAAAAGCAUAAACCAAACGAAUUAUUAAAAAAGCUGCUUGGAGAAAAAAAACAAAACAAUCAAACACUAUCUCAUUUCGAAGAAUUUGAUGACUAAUAUGUGAUAAAUUAUAAACAGUGUAUUAAGUAUUAACUCAUAAAAUAUAUGAUCUAUUUAUUAAAUUAAAACUUCUGUUAAGAGGAAGCCAUGUUAAAUAUUGUUUUUAUUUUGUGUUAGACGCAGAAAUAGAUAUUUUAUGAAAUAUCAAAGAUUAUAUAAAUAUAUUAUGCGUGUACAUUUU